Spodoptera exigua (beet armyworm) is the source of this 3494-nucleotide messenger RNA. NCBI's taxonomy places the organism in Eukaryota, Metazoa, Arthropoda, Insecta, Lepidoptera, Noctuidae. The record is from the annotation of a GenBank genome assembly.
CACCUUUCUGUAGACGGGUGGCAACUGGCAACUGGCAUGCGAAGUGUCUUUGUAAAUUACGUGCAUUUGUAUAAUCAAAAAUGUUUUUUUAUUUUUAUUAGCUUGUGCAUUGUGAAAUUAAAGUAAAAUCUAAUCAUGUGUUAUUGAAUUGAAACGUCGGAGUAAUGAAAAUACAAAAAAGGACGUAGGUUCGGAAAAAAUCGGUGCUUUACAGAAAUGUUAUUUUUCUGGGGACAAAUUCACCGAUCCUCAAAAUGUGUUUCAAAAUUGGCACAAUAAUAUUUUGCACAUUUUUCAUAUUUGUGACUUCUACGCACAUAAAAGGGGAGUUUUCAACAAAUGAUUUUUUCAAGUUCCUAGUGAAAUUUGGCUUCCAGAAGACAGAUAUUCAUUAUCAAAAGGAAACAUAUGGAUAUAUUUUCGGGAACAUUACCGCGGAUGUUCCUUUCAAAUAUCCCAUAACAUUUGCUGUUUUAGACAGAAGCCACUUUUUACACUAUUAUAAGAGCCGGGAUAUCAUUGAUAAAGAGCUAGCAUGUCAGGUUAUGUUUCAAAAUCUGAAUGGAACAGCUUACCAUCCCAAAUGUAACGCCUACGGCCAAGAUCUAUUUAGAAGAAUUCCAUGUCCUAAAGGUGGGCUAUGUGUAGAUGAAGACACACCUUGGAAUGUGAUAAAGAAGAAUCAAUUUACAUAUGUUAUCCAAAACUCAGGGCAGCCAAGGUUUUGGUAUGUAUCAAUGGUAUCCUGUUACCUUGAUGAAGUAACUUGUACAUGGCAUCACUACACUGGAGCACCUUCGUCAGACAACAAAACCCUAACAAAUAUACCACAGAUUAUAAACUAUGAUUUUUGGCUGGUCAAUGGAAGUCCAAAUUUAUCAUUUUACAAUACACUGCUGUACCAGUUCUCAUUUGACAGACAGAACACUUUAGAAUUGUAUCUGGUGUUCUGGCUAUGCUAUAUAAUCCUAUUACCUGUCCAGAUAUAUGCAGUCAGAACACAAAAGCACCCUGUGACUAAGUUGUUUACAUUCAGUCUUGUUCUGGAGUUCAUUGCCUUGUGCUUCAAUGUGCUACAUACGGUGAAAUUUGCUGUGGAUGGUGUAGGGUUUGCUGGGCUUGCUGCAGCUGGGGAUAUCUUGGAUAUCAUGAGCAGAACACUUUUCAUGUUGCUCCUACUUUUGUUGGCAAAAGGUUGGGCAGUGACUAGGCUGGAGCUCACAUACAAACCAUUGGUUUUUGGAGUUUGGCUGGCUUAUGGAAUAGUACAUAUUCUACUGUAUGUGUGGAAUACUACUGAAGUGGAUAUAAUAGAAGAAAUAGAUGAAUACCAGACAUGGCCUGGUUGGUUGAUCCUGGCUCUUCGAGUAGCAAUCAUGACUUGGUUCGUACUUGAACUACGGUAUACAAUGAUGUAUGAACACAACAUGCCAAAACUUAAUUUCUUACUACACUUUGGCGCUUCAAGCCUUGUGUGGUUUGUUUACUUGCCGAUUAUAGCGCUUAUUGCGCUACAGAUCAGCCCUCUAUGGAGGUUCAAGUUUUUAUUAGGGAUCACAUAUUCAGCGGAUUGCCUCGCUUUUUGUGUGAUGGCGCACUUACUGUGGCCGACACGCUCAGAACAGUACUUAUUACUAGCGCCCUCUGAUUAUACAGCGGGCAUAGAAGAACUAGACGAAUUUAACGAAUCACCGCACGUGGUGCACAGCGACACCGUGGCGCUCACCACGGCCGAGUGUAUCAACGCAGACGACGAAGAGAUCAUAUUCACCAGGGCAGCACACAAAAACGGCACCGCCUUCUCAUAGCAAUGCCAAUAAGCGUGAGAGGGUACCGUCAUAUAACGUUCAGGGCACAACCCCCGAAUGGAUGAAAUUAUGAAUUUACACGAUCGAAAUUAUUUACUAAUAUUGGUCUCAUUGAAUAACAAUCUGUCUCCAAUAUUUAUGUGUAAACGUCUUGUUGAUUGUGUCGAUUAAAAUAUGUUGUGAAUGCAAACCGAAUGGGGUUUUAUGAUUGAGUGAUGGAAAAUCAAAUAUAUAUUAUUGGCUGUACACACAUAUGGCCGAUAGGAAAUUUUAAAUGAAUGUAUCCUGAUGUGUGAUUCAGUGUGAUAUUCAAGUACAUUGAUUACUUAUUGAAAAAUCGUUGAAAGCACAAAAUAAUGGAAGUAAACUUAGAUUACCUACUUACGUGUAAGGAAAAUACAUAGCUCCGAUCUCAAAGCGAUCGUGUCCACGUGUCAAUUAACAAGUUUAUUUAUUUUCUUGUUUCAAAAUAAUAUUCUAUGACACACUAAGAGUGAGGUAUCACAAAUGUUCUAUGUGCCAACGAUUGAAACCACUAUUAUGCAAUAUAGAGAAAAAUAUUGCGAGGUACCUAUGUAUAAAUAUAAGAGUAUUCGUAAUCAUUGUGUCUUUGUGAAAAAUGUCUGAAUUUACCAAAAUAUAUUUAAGAAAAUGAGUGUUUAAAAGUGCUGUUAAAGUUGAAUGGAUAUUUUCGUGUUGUAUGAAUUGUUUUGUGUUGUUCUGAUGCACUUUUGAAUAAUUUGUUUCACCUAUAUCUUGGUACUUAUUUACGGUUUACUUAAAUUGUUUGUUAUUAAAACAAUAAAAGCACGGUGAUUCUGGAUGUACCUGAGUAUUGUAAAAUUAUGAUAUUUGCAUAGUAGCACUAACAUACUUACAAAUGCACUGAUUAUUGUAAUAUAAACUGCGGAACAGAAACAAUUUUAAUUUUUACAGUAUCAUUUUAAAGUUGCUUUUUCUUUAAUAGUCAUAAAAUUGUAUUACCGUUUGGUUGGUAUAAUGUAUUAUUUCGGAAUGAGAUCGAAUAAUAUUGAUACGGGUCGGUGUUAAAUGUUCGCUAGUGAAAUCGAAUUCUUAUGAAAAAUUGCUGAUACAUUUUGUAUACAAGAUACUAAAUAGAUACUUGAAUAUAACAAAUAGAUUCGUGAUGUACAGUGACUUUUAGAAAUGUUAAAGUACAAUUAGAUCUCAAAUCGAUGUUAUUAUUGUGAUUUUUGUAAAGAAAUGGGCAGCUGAGUUAUAUUUUUGUCAGUGUCUAAAUUUAUUUGCUUUUCGUGUUCGCUGUCUAGUUAUUGUGUAUGUAUAUAUUAUUGAAACGAAUCGCCAAAUGAACUAAAUUGAGAAAUAAUUAGGUCCAGGUAAUAUUGCUUCGGAUGCAUUCUUUUUAGCAAUUUUUAGAAAUUUAAAUCUAGAGAGCAUGCUCUUUAAAGAAAUUCUAGAAUAGUUAGAUUUGAGCAUAAUUUAUCGAAAUAGGGGUGGUAAAAUACAGUUUUUUAUUCCCAGAUGUAAUUUGUGUUCAGCAUGCCCUUUAUAGUCUAUGUCUUAACAUUAUUGUUUUAAACAUAAUGUCGUGUCAACGUAGCGUAAGAUUAGUAAUGCUAGUGAUGUAUUUAUAUUUUACUUAUAAAACUUUGUUUAAAAACAUCGAUAUUUGUGUUCUAUUAAAAAAAUAUUGGAAUAAAGCGU